Molecule: messenger RNA, 2061 nt
Organism: Tribolium castaneum (red flour beetle)
Lineage: Eukaryota; Metazoa; Arthropoda; Insecta; Coleoptera; Tenebrionidae
Gene: Wee1
Product: Wee1 kinase
Exons: 2
Coding region: 125-1654 (509 amino acids)
Biological process (GO): protein phosphorylation; negative regulation of G2/MI transition of meiotic cell cycle; mitotic cell cycle
Cellular component (GO): nucleus; cytoplasm
Molecular function (GO): magnesium ion binding; non-membrane spanning protein tyrosine kinase activity; ATP binding
Source: RefSeq, a predicted model, not a curated record
CUUCGCGCGUUGUGAUUGGUCGACUCAAACCCCAGAUGCGUCGAUUUUCGUAACCGUUUCCGUGUCGAAAAUAGAGCGUGUGUUUGUUUUUUUGCGAAUUUUGGGCGUUUUUUGUGCGUGAGAAAUGUCUGAAGUGCGCCGGAAGACUCCCGAGAUCACGUUUGACUCGGAGCCCCCCAACGAUCUGGACUCGUCGUCAGGUUGUGAGCUGUCUUUCGAACUUUCGAGUGACUAUGUACGCAGCCCCUCACCGAGGCGUUCAGCUUCGUCCAACCCGACAUACAGCCCCCCGUACAAGCGGGUGCGAGCGCUGCGACUGUUCGACAGCCCUCUCACCCCCAAGACUAUCAUACAGAAGUCGGCCACGACGCCGGCCCCCAGGUGUCGGCUCUUCACGGAGAAGCCGCGCAGUGUCACCAACACCAAGCAGAAGCCGGUGGCCAACGUCAACCCCUUCACACCAAACGGCUUUUAUCAGAAUAAGAAGCGCUUGAGGUCGACGAGUUCGUUACAAAUCCCCAAGUUUGAUUUAAACGAUUCAGACGUGUCAGACAUCGAGAACGAGCCCCCAGCUAAACGAGUGCCGCUCCAAGAGAACAAUAUCUCACGUUAUCACCAGGAGUUCCUCGAGCUCGAACUGAUCGGUUCGGGUCAGUUCGGUUCGGUUUACAAGUGUGUAAACCGUUUGGAUGGUUGCAUUUAUGCGAUAAAAAAAUCAACGAAACCCGUAGCUGGAAGUGUCUUUGAGAAAACGGCUUUGAACGAGGUCUACGCCCACGCUGUCUUGGGCAAACACCAGCACGUGGUGCGCUACUACUCGGCCUGGGCCGAAGACAACCACAUGGUGAUCCAGAACGAGUACUGCAAUGGGGGCUCGUUGGCCGACCGACUACAAGAGGGCCCCCUCAGCCCGGUGGAGCUGCGCCAGAUGCUGAUGCACGUGGCUGAGGGGCUCCGCUACAUCCAUUCCGAAGGCCUCGUCCACCUUGACAUCAAACCCGGGAACAUUUUCAUAUCAAGAGAGAAGAAAAUCCAAUUCACGAAUUACGACUCCGCCGAUGAUGGUUUCGAAGACUUGGAGGAGAGCCACUACGAGGAGGAGCUGACGUACAAAAUCGGCGAUUUGGGACACGUGACCAGCUUGAGUAACCCCCAGGUGGAAGAAGGCGACUGUCGUUAUCUCCCGAAUGAAAUACUUCAUGAAGAUUACAGUCAUUUGACCAAAGCUGAUAUUUUCGCGCUGGGUUUGACGGUGAUUGAGAGUGCGGGGGCGGGGCCACUGCCGAAAAACGGCCCCGAUUGGCAUAAACUACGCGAAGGGGAGGUGCCAAAGCUGUCUCAGAAUUUGAGUAGGGAUAUGAUCAAUUUGAUUGGUUUGAUGAUACAUCCCGACCCGACUAUGAGGCCCGGGGCUUCCCAGGUUUUGCACCACCCGGCCCUUUGCCCCGUUGGGAAGAAAACAAGGGCUCAGUUACACAGGGAAUUGAAUGCUGAAAAAUUGAAGAAUGAGAUUUUGGCGAAGCAGUUGAAGGAAGCAGCGAUUUGUAUCAAGUCGAUAGCCCCCGAUAGCAAACAGUUGAAGAGCGUGACGAGGAUUAGUAAUAGGUUGAUCGGGAAGAAGGUGAAUAGGAGCAGCAGCACUACUACGUUCUAGGGAUUUAUUUAUUACCAACACUAGUGAUCUAGUUUCGUUUCGCACGAAAUGGAAUUUAGGCGUUAGACGUGUAGACUGAUAUUGAUAGCAAGGCUGUAACCGUUUUAAUUAAAUUGUUAAUUUUUCGAGCUUGUUUGUCGUUUGUACACUAAUCAAAAUUCCUCCAGGUACUAGGUUUCAUACUUUUUUAUUUUACAUAUUUUAUACUUAUAGCUUAGAUUUAUUAAAGGUAUUUGUUAUAUUUAUGUGAUAAUUAUUUUUAAAUGAUAGAGUAGGUAUAGAUGAACAGUGUAACUCUACAUUCCUUUAACUUGUGCCUUUGUCGCAUCAAUUUAUUGCAGCGAUUUGUUAGUGCAUUCUCUUGAUUUGUAAGAAAUUAUACCAAAUAAACGAUUGGUCGCUUCCAA